Messenger RNA from Dunckerocampus dactyliophorus (ringed pipefish), 13920 nucleotides. RefSeq names its product zonadhesin. The coding region runs from base 1 to 9393 and encodes 3130 amino acids. NCBI's taxonomy places the organism in Eukaryota, Metazoa, Chordata, Actinopteri, Syngnathiformes, Syngnathidae. Gene Ontology annotation, molecular function: protein binding. The transcript is spliced from 63 exons. The record is from RefSeq and is a predicted model, not a curated record.
AUGAGCAGCUGCUGUAUUGACAAUGGAAAUCGAAGCGCAUCUGCUGUGGAUUGUUAUUACUGUUCCGAGGGCUCCGCCGCUCCUCAGCCUUGCCCCCGGGGAACCAUCAGUGCCGAGGAUGGCCGAGGCAGCUGUAGCACCUGUCCCCAGGGCUUCUACUGUCCGGAAAGCAGUAAUGGGUCCUUCUAUGAGUGUCCAGUGGGUCAUUACUGUCCGGUUGGGACCUGGUCCAAAUAUCUCUACCCAUGUCCAGCUGGGUCCAUCAACCCUCACACUCAGAUGGCAAAAGCCCAGGACUGCAUACCCUGCCCACCAGGUUUGUUCUGCGCAUCUCCCGGCAUGUCUGUUGCAUCAGGCCAGUGUCUCGCUGGCUAUUACUGCCAUUCUGGCGCUCGGUCACCCACGCCAGCUGAUGGUGGUGUGACAGGUGACCUCUGUCCUGAGGGCCAUUAUUGUCCUCAGGGUUCCUCAGCACCGUUACCCUGCCCCUUGGGACAUUACAGCAAUAAAACCAGGAACAGUCAAAUCUCUGACUGCAUCCCGUGUUCUCCUGGGUUCCUGUGCGCCACCAGAGGGCUCUCUUUCCCUUCUCACUUGUGUUCCGCAGGCUCCUACUGUCCUAGCCUUAAUACGUCAAUACCCUGUCCUGGUGGAAACAUGUGUCCACCUGGCUCUCAUAGACCAGUACCCUGCUUGCCAGGGACGUACCAAAAUGUGCCAGGGCAGGCAGAGUGUGUUACAUGCCCAGUGGGAUUUUACUGUGCUGGCUCCAUGGAUGAUGAUGACAAUGGGAAAAUGUCCGGGAUUCACACUCCCACGCUGUGUCCUAAAGGACACUAUUGCCCACCAGGGUCACAGUCUGGUGUAGCCUUUCCAUGCCCAGCUGGCACCUUCAGCAGGCAGAUGGGCUUGUCCAGCGAGUGGGGCUGUGAGCCGUGUCCUCCUGGGACUUACUGCGCCUCCUCUGGAUUGGCAGCCCCGACUGGGCUCUGCUCUCCUGGUUACUUCUGCGCCCACAGGUCUGUCUCUGCCCAGCCACAAGGCGAGCCGACAGGGGGACGCUGCCCUGCGGGGUCCUACUGCCCACAGGGUAGCGGUAGUAGAGUCCCUUGUCCUGCUGGCACGUUCAGCUCCAUAGAAGGGGCGACGUCGACGGAGGAAUGUCAGCUUUGUCUACCCGGCCAUUAUUGUGCCAACGCUGGCCUCUCGGCCCCAUCUGGUCCCUGCAAGCCUGGAUUCUAUUGCACAGAGGGGUCCACAACUGACAUGCCCCGGGGAAACAACACAGGAGGCAGCAUGUCUUCAAUGCCGCUUCCCGUGGAGUCAACCCUGGGUCAGACCCAUGGAGACGUGUGUCCUGUUGGCCACUAUUGUCCUGAAGGGAGCACAAUGCCAAGUCCCUGUCCUCCAGGCACUUUCCAAGGGCGGUCAGGGGCUGAGUCUGAGGCCGACUGUGAAGCUUGCUACCCAGGGUCCUACUGCCCCUCGUGGGCGCAGGCCUCUGUGGACCUCCAGUGUCCUGCAGGGUGGUUCUGUCCACCGGGGUCCGUGUCUGGACAUCAGCCAGGAUGUCAGUGUCCGCCUGGCCACUCGUGUCCAUAUGGUAGUGCUGAGCCGUCCAUCUGUGGCCCGGGAGCUUUUCAAUCUUCAUCUGGCCAGUCUGCGUGCAACAUCUGCCCACCAGGUUUUUACUGUACACAGGGUUCAUCGGUGCCAUCUCCCUGUCCCAUUGGCACUGUCAUUCCAUCAUCUGGCAGAACGUCCCCCAGUGACUGCACCCCUUGCCCCUCUGGCUCCUUCUGCAACAGCAUUGCUCUGACAGAGCCCUCUGGACUCUGCAGCCCAGGAUAUUUUUGUUCACCCGGGUCCCCCGAGCCGUCUCCUGUCUCCCAGCCUCAUGGAGACAUCUGUCCCACUGGACACUUCUGUCCUCUGGGUAGUGAAUCACCCAAACCCUGUCCUAUUGGCAGCUAUCUCCCUGAGCCUGGAGCUUCCUCCCCCUCUCACUGCCGCCCCUGUCCACCUGGGAAAUACUGUGUCAGCCCUGGAGCCUCACAGCCUACAGGUUUGUGUUCCGCGGGGUUCUUUUGUACCGGAGGUGCAGACAAUCCAACACCACAAGCCAACUCCUUUUUAUUUAGCUGUCUACAUGAAAUUCUGGACAUUUAUGACCAAAAGAAAGAGAACGUGUCCUGGAUGCAAAACAUGUCAUGCUUCUACAACUCCUGCAGUGCUGAGGGAGACUCCAAGUGGGUCAAAGUGGAUGCGCCGGACCGGCACUCAGACUCCCUCCAUAUUAUUACUUACUCACCGCGACGCCUCAAGAGUCCACAUAAUGGGAAAUGUGCCACCUACCAAGGAGAUUUAUGCCCCAAGGGUUUUUAUUGUCCUUUGGGUUCUUCGUACCCCCGUCCGUGUGAAACCGGUUCCUCCUGCAACCAAACUGGCCUGGAAGCCCCAUCAGAGCCCUGUGCUGCAGGAUACUACUGCCCUAGCGCUUCUCAAGACCCCCAUGCCUACCUCUGCCCUGCAGGGCACUACUGCCCUCUUGGCACACCUCUUCCUGUACCAUGUCCUCUUGGGACUUUCCAAAGUUCCCGUGGUGGCCUCUCAAGGGAGUCUUGCCAACCAUGUCCUCCGGGUGAUUACUGUCACCAGAGAGGCUUGACUGAGCCGAGUGGCCAGUGUGCAGACGGCUACUACUGUCCAGCGGGACAGAGCUCGGAGAGGCCUCAACAACACGUCUGCUCGGUGGGACACUACUGUGAGAAGGGCAGUGUGGAACCAAAACCUUGCCCUCCAGGCAGCUACCAGAACAUACAGGGUCGGGGCAGCUGCAUGACUUGCCCUCCUGGCUUCUACUGUUCAAAUCAAGGAACGUCUUCACCACGUCUUUGCGAGAGAGGAUUUUACUGUCAGAGUGCAUCAUCACAUCAACGCCCAUGCCCAGCGGGCUUCUAUGGAAACCUGACAGGCUUGGUUGAAGAGAGCCAAUGCUCACUGUGUGAUCCAGGGAUGUUCUGCAAAGGAUCAGGGAGGACUUUUCCCAGUGGUCCGUGUGCAGCAGGGUAUGUUUGUGUUGGGGGAGCCUUUGAACCAUCCCCAACGGACAAUCGAACCGGUUUCUUGUGCCCUGCUGGCUUUUUCUGCUCUGUGGGGACUUUUGUACCUCAACCGUGCCCCAAGGGAACAUUCAGUGAGCGAACGAGACUGGUGGACGAAUCACAGUGUCGUAGUUGCAGCCCAGGCUUCUACUGCUCAGAGACAGGCCUCUCAGCAGUCUCCGGACCAUGCCUUCCUGGCUUUUACUGUCUGGACGGCUCUCAGACGGCUGCACCAAUAUCAAGUGUAGCUGGAGGUGUAUGUCCAGCAGGCCAUUACUGUGCACAGGGCAGCAGUGUUCCCUUACCCUGCCCGGCUGCCUCCUUCCGGAAUGAGACAGGAGGAAAAGGCAAAGAUGACUGCAAGCCUUGCCCUCCUGGCUUCUACCAAGAUUUAUCAGGCCAGACGGAGUGUAGUCGAUGCCCUGUUGGCUUCCACUGCGAGACCCACAGAUGGAGCUCCACCAGGGGGAGCUUUUCAGGGCUCUCCAGCCCUCUGCCCUGCCCAGCUGGCUUCUUCUGUCCCAGGGAGAGAGCAGACGGUCGUCCGGUUCCUUGCCCUAAAGGCACAUAUGGCCCCAGUCAGGGUCUUACCUCUGAAGGUGAGUGCUCAGUGUGUCCUGCAGGUCACUUCUGCGGCUCUGAAGGUUUAGUGGAGCCCUCCGGGUGGUGCACUGCUGGCUAUCUUUGCCUAGCGGGGGCCUCGGUCCCCAACCCGACCGACAACAGUAGUGGGUCUCUCUGCCCUCCGGGGGUGUUCUGCCAACGGGGGCUUAAAGCAGGUGACUGCCGGGCAGGGUUUUAUUGUGGCUGGGGUUCGAGCAGAGUAGAUCAGACUGUGUGUCCCGCUGGGUUCUUCUGCCCUGGUGGAACACCAACACCCAUCCCCUGUCCUGCAGGAACAUUUAGCUCCCGUGCAGGGAACCCCCACCCGAGCAACUGUACUGAGUGUACCGCAGGAUACUACUGUCAAGUUGAAGGAACCGUGCAGCCCACAUUGUGUCCCGCUGGAUAUUACUGCCCCCCAGGAAUAACACAAGGACUGGGAUUCCCCUGUCCAGCUGGUACUGUCCAAAACCAGCUUGGGUCCUCCAGUCUUGAUGCCUGCCUACCCUGCCCUGCUGGAAUGUUUUGCUCCCAGCCUGGGUUAUCGCAACCUACAGGACAAUGUGACGCUGGACAUUACUGUCCUGCUGGAUCGACAGGCUCAAACUCUUCUGAGUUUCAGAGUAAUUCUACCAAAAGCCAUCUUUGUCCCCUUGGCCACUAUUGCCCUGCUGGAACGAAAAAUCCAAUUCCGUGCCCUGCAGGCUCUCUAUCCAUCUCCCGAGGUCUAAAGAGCGUUGAGGACUGUCCCCCUUGCCGCCCUGGACGGUUUUGUGAUAGACCUGCAAGUACAGAGCUCUCUGACGCUAGUCCUUGUCAUGCCGGCUACGUUUGCUUGGGUGGCAGCCCCAGCCCCGCCCCAUCUGACGGUUCUCAUGGCUACCAGUGCCCUGCCGGCCACAGCUGUCCUGUUGGCUCAGCCAGAGCUCUGCCAUGUGAGCCAGGCACGUACAGUCCAGCUCCUGGAGCAGCUGAGUGCAUUGUAUGCCCCAGAGGAAUGAUGUGCUCCUUCUCAGCCACACUGGAGCCUGCCCUCUGCACACUUGGUCAUUUUUGUCCUGUUGGAACAGCUCUGCCUCAACCUUGCCCUUUAGGGACUUUCAACAACCAGACAGGUGCACACUCCCGCUCUGUCUGCACAGCCUGCCCUCCUGGACUCUACUGUAGCACAUAUGGAGCUCCAUCGCCACAAGGUUCUUGUUUGCAAGGCUAUUUCUGCCAAGGUGGAGCCGUGGGACCAGCUCCACAAAGCUCAGCUAACUUCCCCAGGAAUGGGCCUUGCCCUGUAGGUCACUACUGCCCGGCAGGGUGUCUUGCUCCAAUUCCUUGCCCUCUCGGCACUGUCCGUAACACUACUGGAGGUGUGUCACUGGAGAGCUGCUCCACUUGUCCUCCAGGUCAUUAUUGCGCUACUGAAGGUCUCUCCAAGCCAAGCGGGCCCUGUGCCGGCGGUUUCUACUGCCCUUUGGAGUUCUCUUCAACCACUCCAUACACCUUGCCGUGUCCCAAAGGCCACUACUGCCCUCAAGGUUCUGCCGUGGCCCUUCCUUGUCCCACAGGGGAGUACCAGCCACAGCAAGGCGCAGACCGCUGCAUCCCCUGUCGACCUGGUUUCUUUUGUGAGGAGGCCAUCGUAGGAGAGCCUCAACCCUGCCCGCCGCAUUCAUUCUGCCCAGCAGGUACCAUGGUGCCUCAUCCGUGUCCAAAUGGGUCAUACACUGAUCCAAACAAGGGGGGACUACAGGAGGACAGAGAGUGUUUACCCUGUCCCCCAGGGAGGUUCUGCAGAGCUGGCAGGAUACAAGGCACAUGUGCUGCAGGAUAUCUUUGUGUUUACGGGAGUGCUGAUAUGACCCCACAGGGAUCAAUACCUGACCUGACGCAGUGUCAGUGGGGCGAGCAGUGUGCUGGACUGUGUCCACCAGGGUUCUACUGCCCUGAGGGCACAGAAAAGGCUGUGAUGUGUCCGGAAAACACUAUCAGAAGUUACCCAGGCGGUGCCAGCGUGCAGGACUGUUUAGCAUGUCCACCACAGCACUGGUGUCAACCUGGAGAGCCAGGCCCUCGUCUGUGCCCUGCUGGUCAUUACUGUGACGGUUUGCCUGGAAGUGACAUUAAUGGAUGGAGGGGACCCAAGCCUUGUCCUGUGUUCACCUACGGAGCCUCUACCGGAGCGGGCAGUAAGGAUGAUUGCCUUCCCUGCCCUCCUGGAUCCCACUGCAACAGCACAGGACUUGCAGACUACGCCAACACUCCAUGCCCACCUGGAUUUUGGUGCAGUGGGUCUGGACCCCCCAUCUUAUGCCCAGCAGGCACUAAGAGGACCCUUCCUGGUGCUGCUGAUCCCUGUCAAUGUGAACCUUGUGCUGGGGGGACCUUCUGCCCAGACCCUCAGGCUACAGGGAAGCCCAAUGUGGAGGGGAUACCCUGCAGGGCCUCUUAUGAAUGCCCCAUAGGUUCAGCCUCAGAGAAGCUCUGCAGAGCCGGCUCAUACUGCAAAGCACAGACUGCUGAGCCUCAAAUCUGUCCGGCAGGUUAUGUUUGUACUGAGGGGUCACACUCCUACAAUCUUCCUGAACAACUCUGUCCAUAUCCCUACUACUGCCCCCCCAAUAGCUCUGCAAUGAAGUCCUGCGAUGGAGGCUUAAAGCCUGUCAACACCAGUGGGCUUAGAGGGUCAAAAAAACGCUGCUGCAGUGUGUGUGAGGAGGGCACAUAUCGCCCCUAUCUAUCGACUGUCGUGAGAUGUCUGUCAUGUCCACAGGGAUAUUUCUGCCCACCAGGUACAGACAACUACAAGAGUACACCUUGCCCUCAAGGGUAUGUGUGCCCCUCUGGAUCCACACGACCAAUACCCUGCCCCCCUGGCUCCUUUGGCAACAUCACCCACGCCGAGAAGCUCCAAGACUGUCACCCAUGCCCGGCAGAUACCUUCAACCACCUGCAUGCCCAGAAAGCCUGCUUCCCUUGUGGCAGCUCGUCCACAUCAACACCAGGUUCUUCAUCGUGUGCCUGCAUUGGCAAAAACCGUGCUUUUCAGCACUCAGAUGGUUCAUGCUUGUGCAGAACGGGCUUCAUCUUUUAUAAUGAGCUGGACUUCAAAAGCUCUGCUUCUGACAGUGAGCUGGACUGCCAGCCUGAGAUGAAUCGGCGGUGUGCUGCAGGGCAGGUUCGUCUUGCAGCAUCCAGAGAGUGUGUAUCACCUUCCCUUCAUUCUUGUAAUGUAACCUGUGGACCGCAUGGAGGAACUCUGGAUGUGGAGAUGGGCAUCUGCCACUGUCAGCGAUACGUGUCGGCUGAGGAGCUGUGCGGAAAUUUCUGCCUCUCCAAAAUGCCACAGCUUUCGGCCCACUUCUCCCCAGAAGGACAUUUGCUUCUUAGUGUUAAAGAAAGACACAGCACGGUAUGGGCCAAGACUUUAAUGGAUGUCCUAGGACCAGAUAUCCAUUCACAGGAUAUUAGGAAAAUCCAUUUGGUUCAGUUUGACCCUCAAGGAGUGUUUGGUUGGAUUCCCAGACAAAGACAGGACGUUGAGCUGUUUCUCUCGGAAUCUUCAGAUGUCUCAGCCCCGACAAACAGAAGGAGGAGAAGCGCAGGAGAUCACAAGGAGGUGCUUCCUCGAAUUCCAAACCCAGUCGCCUGCCUGUCCACUGGUGAUAUGCUUAUUUUCCGUCUAACCAUUAAUCACACAGAUCGCAAUCUCAGCCACUUCCCCGUCUAUGAUAAAGACCACUUGUUCAACAGUAACCCCAGCUGGGACUUUGGGGUCUUCAGACGUUUGCAGACACUCAUGAAGCAGUCAAUUCUGAAUAACACCUGGUUUGCCCAUGUGUUUUCCCAAACAGGAAAAUAUGCAUUCAUGGACAGCGCUGUCCCACAUUGGAGUUUGGUGGUGGUGGUGAGUGAGGAUGGGACAGAGUGCGACCCACGGGCCACGGUCUUUCAGCCCAUGACCCCGACGCAGCUUGUCAGGUUUGGAGUUGUCAAGCAGCAUCGACUAAACCUCCUACCGGACUGGGGAGUGAUUACAGGCCUCCUAAGUCUACUGUUAGUGGUGGUUGUGGUGGUGACCACAACUGUGGUGGUGCUUUGGCCCAGCAAAGCAAAGCUGGUCUGUGGUCAGUGGAGGACAAAGCCCAAGUGGCGCAGUCUUGGCGACCCCCCUCAUCCUGUGGAGUGCAUUUGCAAUGGAGACAGGUUGUGUGCAGAUAGUAGAGGUGUAGCAGAGGGAGCAGAAGGUGAGGAGUCUGACCUUUCCAAAGGAGGAGUGGUGUCGGAGCGCUGUCAUUUAGAGGAGUUCAAUGUAAGGACUUUAUACGACAAACUGGAGGACCAGAACCUUCAUGUGGCCUCGCAGCUGGCCCGACACCGCAAGGACACGCAGGAGUUUUAUCGGAAUAUCUGCCAACAGGUUGAAGCACUACAGCAUGUUUUUGCAAACAUGGAUGGCAAAAAGCUGAGUCUGAUAAAAGAGCUGCUAGCAUCCCAGAACGCGAUGAAGGACAAUCCAUACUGCAACUCUGAUCAAAAGAUACAUGUACAAGCCAGUGACUCCACAGCAUUGCUGGGAGCUGUUCUCAGGUCAGUGGAGGCACUGUUGUAUAAGCUAAAUGGAAGCACUUGGCAGGACCAGGAUCUGCAACCUACUCAUGCCAGGGAACCACAAGCUUCAUCAAUGGAGUUGACCCAAACGGAAGCACCAGGCCAUUCACAGAGCACAGAGCCUUUUCUAAGUGAUGUGGACCUAUCCAGGGUAGUCUGCAUUACCCCCCUAUACAAGACCCUGCAAGAGAUCCAGCAGUCCUUGCAGAAUUUCCCCCCAGCUCAUCCCAGGCGACCUCUCCCUAACGUGAUUUGUGAUUCAUCCCAGGAGAACCCUGAAGUGCGACUUAUUCCAAGCGCCCUCGACAGCCUCUCGGCUCGGCACUCAGCUGUCUUCCUGUUUGGUUGCCGGGUGAUGAAACUCCUUGAAAAAUGGUCCUCUGUGUUCCCCUCCGUGCUCCUCAUGCCAGCCAAGUCUGUCCCGCUUUGGUGCUGCGAUAACAGUUUGCUGUCACAUUGCUCGGGGGACUUUUAUUUUGACGCCGGUCGUCAAGUCCUUUAUCUGUCAGAAACCAAGCUGGAACACGUGGGGCAUUUUAUCGCCACGAUCCUUCAAUCCAUGGCCCACAUCGCAUCAUCAGGACUGAAAGCCCAGAGCUUCAUGCGAGCGCUAGAUGAGGCCAUCUCAGCUCUGAGCCUGCAGCUAUUCAACAUGUCUUCCACGCUGAGCACAGCAGAGCAGGGUACAUUUGGAGAGGAAUUUCUCAGCAUAACCGCUCCUACAGAAACACACUUUACUGAGGAUCUUUUGGCUGCAAGGCUGGAAAAAUACAAAUAUUCAAUUUUAGAGCAACUCAUUGAAAGCCUCAAAGUAAAUCCAACUGAGGACACAGAGACAGCAUACGGGACUCAAGCAGAGCUGGAGGAAGAGAUGGACCGCUUGAACGAGGUUUUCUUGGAGCUCAGCAUGCAGCUGCAGAGGAGUGCUCAUGAAGAGGGAGAAGACGAGGUUAGGGCAUCGUCGUCAAGCCUGGGUCGUAAUGGAACAAUCCCGCUGGAACUGAAGAGACGCUCCAUAUCGCAGCGCCUCAAUCAGCUCCAAAUCACAUUAGACCGGAUCAGACAGCAGCAGCAGGUUCAGUGAUGGGGUGAGAGGCCACACACAUGCAUGCACCACCACCACCACCACCACCACUCAGCAGGGCCAGGAAAAGAGAGCUGUGCUGGCAGGCAAUGUUUGUGAUUCCUCCUGCAGUAUUCCAGCUGGCAGCAGCCAGGGCCAGCAAACAGCAGAGACUAGAGGUCUUGAUAAGUGCGACCUUGAGAGUGGUAUUUCUGAACAACUAAAUGACUAACACUGUCCAGAGCUCAAACUUUGACACGUUCCUGGACUACCACAUACCAAAGAGUCCUUUAGAUCACAGUUAAAAAUACACACCUAACACAAAAGACAAACAUGUGAUACAUGCUCUCGCAACAUCAGCCACACCCGCCAGGUCUAACAUAUAAAGGAAUACUCGGGCCACACUGAAAAAGUCAGAGUAAAGUUAAAGAAAAAAAAUGAGAAUGUGUAACUUAAAGAGAAAAAAUUCAACUUUAGGAAAAUAAAGCAGUAAUAUUAUGAGGAAAAAAUACAGAAAUAAAAUCAUAAGCUUAUGACCAUAAAAAAUGAUGACAUAUUUUAACUACUUAAAUAAUGUAUUUAUUAUCCUGAUUAAUGUAUUGCAGGUCUUUGAUUGAUGUGGGAAUUGACUUAAUUACAAAUGUAUUGUCAUUUUGCAUCUUCAUUCUUUUAUUAUAUUAAAUUAUAAUUCUUUUAUUAUAUUAAUUUUUUUCUUUUUUCUUACAAUCUUAAAAUGUUUUCUCUUCAUAUUUUAUACUUUAUACAUUUUAUAUAAUUACAAAUUGAUUCUUAUAUUACAUUUAUUUCUAUAAAAUAGUAGCAUUGUUAUUCUCUUAAUAUUAUGUGUUUUUUUCUUAUAACUCAACUUUUUUCAUCAAAUUAGAUUUAUUUCACAAUCUAAAUUUUUUUUCUGCUUCAUCUUAAAUUACACUUCUAAGAUUACAAAUUAAUUCUCAUCAUAUUACAUUUCUUACUAUAAAAAUAUUAUUGUACAACUUUGUCUAAUCUUUUACACAUCUUCAUUGUCAUAACAUUGAAGCUUUUUUGUAACUUAUUACAACUUAACCAGUCCAGGGUGGACCCCGCCUCUUGCCCGAAUUCAGCUGGGAUUGGCUCCAGCAUGGAUGGAUAUUCUCGUAACUGUACAGCUUUUUCUUGUAAUCUUUAGACUUUAUUUUCCUUUUUAAAAAUGUACCUUUUUGUACAUAAUUUGUUUGUAAUAUUUAAUAUAUAUAUAAUAUUAUGACUUCAUUAUCAUAUUAUGACAUUGUUUUCCACACGGUGGUCUAGUCGUUAGCACGUUGGCCAAUACAGGAACAGCCUGGAGAUCGGGAAGACCUGGGCAUUUCUGUGUGGAGUUUGCAUGUUCUCCCCGUGUGCGCGUGGGUUUUCUCCGGGCACUCCGGCUUCCUCCCACAUUCCCAAAAACAUGCAGGUGAGGUUAAUUGGCGACUCUAAAUUGCCCAUAGGUAUGAAUGUGAGUGUGAAUGGUUGUUUGUCUAUAUGUGCCCUGCGAUUGGCUGGCGACCAGUCCAGGGUGUACCCCGCCUGUCGCUCGAAGUCAGCUGGGAUAGGCUCCAGCAUGCCCCCGCGACCCUAAUGAGGAUGAAGCGGUAUAGACAAUGGAUGGAUGGAUGGAUGGACAUUGUUUUGUAAUUUUUGACUUAUUCCCACAAUUUUAUGACUUACCUCUCAUUAUUGGUGUAAUUAGGCAUCUUUUUUCAUCUAAUUGUAUCCUUUUUUGUUCGUGUGGCCCUUAUAGACCUUUGUGCUAAUGAGAGCCUAUAGUUUAUGAGAUGAUGUCUAUAUAUUCAUACAGUGUAGACUACUAAUAUGUCUUGUUUAGAAAUGUGGUGUGUGUUGUCUUUUCUACCAUUCUAAUGUACGAUUUGUAAGUACAGGCACAAUUAACGCAAUAAACUUGAAGUGAAUGAAUAGAAAUAUAGCCUGUGUGUGUGUGUGUGUGUGUGUGUUCCCUGUCAUAAAGGGUGAUGACCAGCAUGUGUCCACGCAUAAUUCAUCAUUUCACAGCCUGUUAUACAAUUCACCUCCACUGUUGAAGAACCCUGACUGGCUCUAACAUGCUGGCUCAUUCCAGGACCUCUGCUUUGCUGUGGUUGCACGGCCAGCAGCGAGCUCAUGCACAGGCUUCUAAUACAGCAAGCGUAUUCCUUCAGGGUGUGUGAGCCAAAUCAGAAGGUCAGACAGAGCAAGUCUUCACUGACUAUCAGUGUUUGUUUGGGGCCCGGUGCCGAAUUCCCCCCCGGUGGAAUCUGGCCUGCCCUCCAGCUCUUUGUGUGUGUUUGUGCCCAUUGCACACUUUAUCAACUCGAUUAGCUGCAGUGCGCUUCUGAGCUGGCCUCUGUGUCUCUAUAUGUGUGCCUGUGUGUGUGUGUGUGUGUGUGUGUGUGUCACUGUGGGACUGGAUCUGAGUAAGGCUUUUGUAUUGCUUUCAUGAUUAUAUUUUCUGUGGUUGUUUACAGACACACAGGUGUUUUUAUAUACUCAGUGGAUGUGUGACUACAUACAGUAUAUGUGGCGAUAACCAUAGAGCCAGAGAUGGCACUUACUGUGACAUCGGAAAGGAUUUUGCUGUUCAGGAAAAUGUAUUGAAUACCUUUAUUUAUAAAAGGCCACUUGGUAAACCGUAUUGCAUAUACUUCCAAUUCCCGCACCUUAGCUCUUCAAGCCUGGGGACUCCCAGGGCCCGCCCACGUCGCUUCAAGCCUAUCCCGGCACCACGUCUCAAACCACCACCACCAGUACUUCCGCUCCUUCUCCAGUUCCUGUCCUGGCGUCUCCCAUACACCAGCCUGCUUUGCCUGGAGGCCUUUUCCUGGCGUCUUCCUCAUGCCAGCGUGCUCCUUUUCAGUUCGUGUCCUGGCUUUUUCCCCAUGCCGGCGUCCUCAACCUGCAGUUCCUGCCACAGCUCAGCUAAUGCAGCCUCCCCGCCGGGCAUGCCGUCCCCGCCGUGCUGCGGAGAGGCUUCGCGGCUCCUCCACGCAUCCCUUUCUUUACUGUCACUCCCUGAAUGUGUCCCUGUGUGACAGUUCAUUUAUGUUCCCUUUUAAUAUAUGAAAUAUUCUAUUUAUAAUCAGGAAUCCUGCUUUGUGGAGAUUCACUUAUCUCGGUCGGUUCUGUAAACAAUGAACCACGAUAAACGAGGUAUUGCUAUACAAUACUGUAAUUGACACAAUAAGCACACCAUUGAUUACUGCUUGACAACCACUCUGUCGUUACGGUGCCAAUGCCAGAUUUCCAGAUUUAUUAAUCAAUAAUGUUGGUGGACCAGUCUGGACACUUCUCAUGCUGUGUUGGUUGUGUGUUCAUUUUCAUGUAGUAGUCGUUGACGAGCUAUACUUACUUACAGUCCAUAUUCCCAGCUUUCCCAGCAUGAGAUUAACAUUUCACUCUCACCCAACAUGUGUGCUGUAAUCAUGUUAUAAUCUUGAAAUCCUUCCAAAUCCCUGGAAAUCUGCUCGAGGGAACAUGCUUGAACAUGCGUGAACAUGUGGUGAGCCACAACAGUUGGAGACAUUCACCAAGGAAAUGUGCCUUUGGGGGGCACAUGACUUCCAGUUCCGUGUUAUGAGAUACUUUAGGCUGACUGAGUUGUCAACAUUGGUUCGUUUUCUUGUUUAGCGGAGAGUAAAGUGUUGAUUCAACUCAUCUUCUACUUCAGUCUCAUCAACCACACGUUACACAGCAUGUUUCAUCUUUUAUUGUAAACGUCUGUACUUGCUGUGUGAGACUGCGUUCACCACGUGCUGAGCACAGUGUGUGUAUGCUGUCACAAAGCAGGGCCUCCUUCUGCAUGGUCGCCAUGGCAUCACCGCAUCACUGUUGCUAUGGUUCCCCUAUCUCCAGGAUGUGGCUGCCAUAUUUAGUCCCCUGGCCUGCUGCCGAUUUAACACAAGAGUGCACUCAGACACAUUUUUGGUCCUCAUGUUAAAACGCGGCAACGCACACGUCAGCAGUUUCUCGCGUUUUGCAGCUCGACAUGAGAGCUAAAAAUAGAAACUGGGAUGUAUGCUCAACUCUUCCGAUUCUUCAUCUGUUCUCAGUCCCGCCAUGACUUCACAUAGAUUAGCUGCCAGAUUAAACAAUCUAACAAUGAGGCCACUGCAGCUCCUGAGAACACUUCACAAUUGCCUCAUUCUUUUUUUUGGGUCACAGAGUUGACAGAUUACAUAAUGACACACCACGCUAAUCCACAUCUGCUGUGUCUCAAAAGAAAUAGGUUUGAAUUUAGAACUAUAAGAUUACUACUAAGUAACUACUCUGCCACUACUAAGAUGACGCUGCUGCGUACACACUGGAAUGAUCCCCUGUCAAUCACAGAGAUAACAUAUGCAGUACAGACAGGCGACCAUUCACACUCACAGUCACACCUAAGGGCAAUUUAGAGUCUUUGGACGGAAGGGAAAAUCAAGUUUUCAUAGACUAAAUUAAUUACACCUUUUAUCACACAUGUUUAUUUUAUUAGUUUAUUUUUUAUUAAUUUUUUAUUUAUUAAUUUAUUUAUUAUUUAUUUUCUUUAUGAAAUGU